Molecule: messenger RNA, 2237 nt
Organism: Molossus molossus (Pallas's mastiff bat)
Lineage: Eukaryota; Metazoa; Chordata; Mammalia; Chiroptera; Molossidae
Gene: HIPK4
Product: homeodomain interacting protein kinase 4
Exons: 4
Coding region: 287-2122 (611 amino acids)
Biological process (GO): peptidyl-serine phosphorylation; peptidyl-threonine phosphorylation
Cellular component (GO): nucleus; cytoplasm
Molecular function (GO): protein serine/threonine kinase activity; protein tyrosine kinase activity; ATP binding
Source: RefSeq, a predicted model, not a curated record
ACUCAGCAACGCUGGAACCCAUUUUAGGGGGCCUGGGGCCCCUCGUCCCAAGCCAGGAGGGCUUUGGGGGAGGGGUGCAACCCUUGGCAUAUUCCUGGUGUGGCCCAGGGGGUUACGAGGCGCCCAGGAGGUGAGGGCAAAUCUCGAAGGGGUAGGCACGAGUGCCGUUGUCUUUCCCCCACUGGGGGUACCUUGGGGCCGGCGGCGGAGAGGGGCCGGGAGGCCUCGAAGGCGUAGCCUGUGGGGCAGAGGUGGUGGCAGGGCGGUGUCUGGCGGCAGGGGCACCAUGACCACCAUCCAGUCGGAGACUGACUGUUAUGACAUCAUCGAGGUGCUAGGCAAGGGCACCUUCGGGGAGGUGGCCAAGGGCUGGCGGCGAAGCACAGGCGAGAUGGUGGCCAUCAAGAUCCUCAAGAACGACGCCUACCGCAACCGAAUCAUCAAGAACGAGCUGAAGCUGCUGCGCUGCAUGAGGGGUCUGGACCCUGAGGAGGCCCACGUCAUCCGCUUCCUUGAGUUCUUCCAUGACGCCCUCAAGUUCUACCUGGUUUUCGAGCUGCUGGAACAAAACCUUUUUGAAUACCAGAAGGAGAACAACUUCGCGCCCCUCCCUGUCCGCCACAUCCGCACGGUCACCCUGCAGGUGCUCAGAGCCCUGGCCCGGCUCAAGGAGCUGGCCAUCAUCCACGCCGACCUCAAGCCCGAGAACAUCAUGCUGGUCGACCAGACCCGCUACCCCUUCAGGGUCAAGGUGAUCGACUUUGGCUCGGCCAGCAUUUUCAGCGAGGUGCGCUACGUGAAGGAGCCAUACAUCCAGUCGCGCUUCUAUAGGGCCCCCGAGAUUCUGCUGGGGCUGCCCUUCUGUGAGAAAGUGGAUGUAUGGUCACUGGGCUGCGUCAUGGCCGAGCUGCACCUGGGCUGGCCACUCUAUCCGGGCAACAACGAGUAUGACCAGGUGCGCUACAUCUGUGAGACCCAGGGCCUGCCCAAGCCCCACCUGCUGCAUGCCUCCCGCAAGGCCCACCACUUCUUCAAGCGAAACCCCCACCCUGACGCCACCAACCCCUGGCAGCUCAAGUCCUCGGCUGACUAUCUGGCUGAGACCAAGGUGCGCCCACUGGAGCGCCGCAAAUACAUGCUCAAGUCGCUGGACCAGAUCGAGACAGUGAACGGCGGUGGGGCAGCUGGUAGGCUCACCUUCCAGGACCGGGAGGCGCUGGCCGAGCACGCCGACCUCAAGAGCAUGGUGGAGCUGAUUAAGCGCAUGCUGACCUGGGAGUCGCAUGAACGCAUCAGCCCCAGCGCCGCCCUGCGCCACCCCUUCGUGUCCAUGCAGCAGCUGCGCAGCGCCCACGAGACCACCCGCUACUACCAGAUGUCGCUGCGCAGCUGCCGCCUGUCACUGCAGGUGGAGGGCAAGCCCCCCACGCCUGUGGUGGCAGCUUCGGAAGACAGGCCCCCCUACUACCGUCUGGCUGAGGAGGAGGAGGCCGUGGGCCUGGGCAGUGUGGUGGGCAGUGGGCCCUUCUUCCAUGAGGAGAAGGCACCGGGCAUGCAAAGGGCCAUCGACCAGCUAGACGACCUGAGUCUGCAGGAGGCGGGCCAUGGGCUGUGGGGUGAGCCCCCCAAUGUGCUGGCCCCGCUCAAGGCAGCCGUGGCGGGGCUCCGGGUGCCCGACUCGGGCCCUGAGCCCAUCCUGGCCUUCUACGGGAGCCGCCUGGCCAGCCGCCACAAGGCCCGCAAGCCGCCCACAGGCUCCAAGUCUGACUCCAACUUCAGCAACCUCAUCAGGCUGAGCCAGGCCUCCCCGGAGGACGAUGGGCCCUGCAGGGGCAGCGGCUGGGCAGAAGGGGAGCACCGCGGGGCCUCCGCCAAGCCGCCCAGCAUCCCGAAGCGGGACGGGGACGGGCCGGACUUCAAGGACAUGACGAUGGACGCUGAGAGGCCAAGCCCUGAGCUCUUCGACCCCAGCAGCUGUCCUGGGGAAUGGCUGAGUGAGCCAGACUGGACCCUAGAGGGCAUCAGGGGCCCACAGGCUCAGGGGCUCCCACCCUGCCAUGCCCACCCUCAUGGUCCGCCCCGGGCCACCAGCUUUCUGCAGCAUGUCGGCGGGCAGCACUGAUGGUGACCCCACCUCUACCCAUCACUGGUGGCUGAGUUAGCUGGGCUGGCAUCCCUUCCUCAGAGCCAUCCCCUGACCCACAGAUUCUUACAGAAAGACAGUUAUCCAGAGACUC